AUGGCAUACUCUACCCCGACAGUGGCCUUCGCCCUCGUGGGCGCCUUUAUCCUGUUGUACCUUGUUCUCCCGCUGGGCAAGCGGUCCAGCAGUGCCGUUUCACUGCCUCCUGGUCCCAAGCCCGCGCCUGUGAUCGGAAACAUUCACCAGCUACCCAAGAGCAUGCAAUGGCUGCACCUGUAUCACCUGAGCAAGGAGUAUGGGCCUAUUAUGCACUUCAGCAUGGCGGGGAAGCCGCUCAUAAUCUUGUCUACGCAUGAGGCUGCGCACGACCUGCUCAACAAGAGGGGUGCCAGGUACUCGGAUCGCCCGAGGAUGGUUAUGGCCGGGGAGCUGGUAACGAGGGGCAUGCACCUGCUGCUGCGCCAGUACGAUGACCAGUACAAGCUGCAUCAGAGGAUGGAGGCGCCGCUAUUUACACCCAAGUCAGCCAGCAUGUAUCGUCGCCUGCAGGACUUGGAGAGCCAGCAGCUGUUGCUGGAUGAGAUCACGGAGAUGGAGACGCAUGGCGAGAAGGGUGUCAAUUUUCACCAUCACCACGAGCGCGCCAUGGCCAGCACCGUCUAUUGUCUCAUCUACGGUUACCGCCUCAAGACAGGCUACGAGCAGUCUUUGCAGGACGGUAAGAAGGUGGAAGCCGCGUUUGUCAGGACAGGCCAGGUUGGAGCCUACCUCGUGGACUCGAUCCCCGCCAUCAAUCGCUUGCCACGCUUCCUCGCUCCGUGGAAGAAGGAGGCUGAUGAGCUGUUUGCGCUUGAGUGUAAUCUACACGAGGGCAACCUGCACAAGGGUCUAUCAAACCCUGGCUGGAACUUUAGCAAGCACAUGAAAGCCUCGCCCGAGGGCAAAGACAUGGACAAGACAGAACUAGCUUUUGAUCUGGGUGUCCUCGCGGACGCAGGCCUUGACACUUCCACUGUUGCGCUCGACUGGUUUAUUGUGGCCUGGGUUACCAGCGGCAGUACAUGGGUGUCCAAAGCACAGAAGCUGUUGGACGAGGUUGUGGGCAAGGAUCGCAUGCCCACGUUUGACGAUCGCCCCAAGCUGGCCUUCAUCGAUGCCAUCGUCAGCGAGACCCUACGAUGGCGUCCUGUUGCCGCGGGUGGCGUGCCGCACUUCACCAAGACGGAGGACUCGUACAUGGACUACCGCAUCCCGGCCAAUUCCAUUGUUCUGCCAAAUUCUUUUGCCAUCUGUCGUGACGAGUCCGUGUUCGGCGCCAACCCCAACUCAUUCGACCCCGAGCGUUGGAUGACAGGCGACACGACACAGCCUCCGACCGUGGAUGCCUGCGGUCUCAACACGAGUGACCUCAAGGACCUGCCCCAGACGGGCUUUGGAUACGGUCGUCGUAUCUGCGCCGGCCGUAUCAUUGCCCGAAACCAUCUCUUCAUCGAGAUGGCGCGCAUGCUGUGGGCCUUUGACGUCGAGGCUGGCAUCCGCGAGGAUACCGGGGAGAGGUAUGUCGUCGACGACAUGGACUGCACCGAGGGCUUUGUCACGCUGCCCAAGCCUUUUAGGACGGUGAUGAAGGUGAGGGGUGAGUAUGUCACGAGGAUUGUCAAGGAGAGAGGUACCACCCACAACAUUGACCAUGCGGCUGUGCUGGAGCAGAUGAAGGUGCAAAGGAACUGA
Molecule: messenger RNA, 1635 nt
Organism: Emericellopsis cladophorae
Lineage: Eukaryota; Fungi; Ascomycota; Sordariomycetes; Hypocreales; Bionectriaceae
Product: cytochrome P450
Exons: 2
Coding region: 1-1635 (544 amino acids)
Molecular function (GO): heme binding; oxidoreductase activity, acting on paired donors, with incorporation or reduction of molecular oxygen; iron ion binding
Source: RefSeq, a predicted model, not a curated record